Messenger RNA from Suillus subalutaceus, 849 nucleotides. RefSeq names its product Delta2-dienoyl-CoA-isomerase. The coding region runs from base 1 to 849 and encodes 282 amino acids. Gene Ontology annotation, molecular function: delta(3,5)-delta(2,4)-dienoyl-CoA isomerase activity. NCBI's taxonomy places the organism in Eukaryota, Fungi, Basidiomycota, Agaricomycetes, Boletales, Suillaceae. Gene Ontology annotation, cellular component: mitochondrion. The transcript has 7 exons. The record is from RefSeq and is a predicted model, not a curated record.
AUGGCCAGUCUCGAGAACAAGUACAUCAAAAUAUCCAGUCCUGCUCCGCAUGUGUUGUUGUUAGAGUUGAACAGACAGCCAGUCAAUGCAUUCAGUACAGAGCAAGUCGAGUACGAAUGUACAUUCGACGCACUUUCGAGGCAUCCGGAUGAUAUCCGCGCAGUCGUCCUUUCAUCCGCAUUUCCUAAUGUAUUCAGUGCAGGGAUCGACUUCCAGGGACUUAUGAAUCUCGGUGCCAGCGACGCCAUGGAUCCUGCACGGCGCGCAUUUCUUAUCAGUGACGACAUACUCUUCAUCCAACACGCUGUAGCAGCACCUGAGCGGUGCCCAAUUCCCGUCAUAGCAGCAGUGCAUGGGAUCGUGAUUGGUCUGGGGAUAGACAUCAUCUCCGCGUGCGACGUCCGAUAUGCAGCAUCGGACGCGAAGUUCUCCAUCAAGGCUCUCGAUAUGGGGCUGGCAGCUGACGCCGGGACGCUAGCUUAUUUGCAAAAGAUUACCGGGAAUCAUUCAUUAGCUCGCGAGCUCGCGUAUACUGCACGGACGUUCUCGAGUGACGAAGCGGAGAAACUUGGCCUUGUUUCUAGGGUUGUCCAAGGAGGGAGGGACGCAGUCGUGGCUGCAGCAUUGCAAUUGGCCAAAGAUAUCGCUUCGAAGAGCCCUGUUGCAGUGACUGGAACAAAGCGCCUCCUUCUGCACGCCAGGGAUCACAGCGUUGCUGAGAAUUUGCAGUACACGGCAACUUGGAAUUCAGCUGCGCUUCAGGCUACGGACUUACAGCAGUCAGUCAAAGCGGGGAUGGCCAAAUCAAAGGAGUCCCCGAAGUUCUUGUCAUUGAGGCCCAAGCUCUAG